Messenger RNA from Penicillium odoratum, 948 nucleotides. Its product is annotated as flavin monoamine oxidase family protein. Bases 1 to 948 code for a protein of 315 amino acids. The transcript is spliced from 2 exons. The record is from RefSeq and is a predicted model, not a curated record. Lineage: Eukaryota; Fungi; Ascomycota; Eurotiomycetes; Eurotiales; Aspergillaceae. Gene Ontology annotation, molecular function: oxidoreductase activity.
AUGACCUUCAAAGACUUUUGUAUCCAAAGAUCACAAUCAAAGGAUGCAGCUGAUAUUGCGGACCUACUGACCACAGCACUUCUUGGGGUGCAGAGUGAGGAGCUCAGUGCAUUGUACAUGCUUCAUUAUAUCAAAAGUGGCUGCGGUAUCGACAAUCUACUAUCAGAUGGGAAAGACGGAGGCCAAUAUAUUCGAAACAGACAAGGAAACCAAACCAUCUCCAAAAGACUGGCUGAGGAUCUCGGAGCAGACACCAUAUUUUUCCGCAUGCCAGUCACUUCAAUUGACCAAAGGGGAGACAUCUGCGAGGUAACGACAGAGCCCGGAAAUGUCUUCCGCGGGUUGAAAGUCAUCGUUUCGGUUCCGACAAGCUUGUACAGCUCGAUUACCUUCAGCCCUCCGCUACCAAAGAACAAAGCAGUCUUAAGCGAAAAUGCUGUUAUGGGGUAUUACAGCAAAAUGAUCUUUGUUUUCAAGGAACCAUGGUGGCAGACCGGUGGAUCUUCGGGUGUUAUGGACUGUGAAACAGGCCCGGUCUCCUUCACUCGAGAUACAAGUGUGCCAAUAGAUGACCAGUGGUCAAUAACCUGCUUUAUCGUGGGAGAGCGUGGAAGGCAAUGGUCAAAGCUAUCUAAGGCAGCGCGCCUUGAGCAAGUUUGGGGGCAAUUCAGCCAGGCUUUUAGCCAAUUCGUCGACGAGAUCCCGGAGCCAUCAAAUGUUUUGGAGAUGGAAUGGGCUAAGCAGGCUUUCUUCCUUGGAGCUCCUUGUCCAGUGAUGACACCGGGGACGCUGACUACAGUGGGGACUGAGCUGGCCACACCCUUUAGAAACGUUCAUUUUGUUGGAACCGAGACAUCUCAUGUGUGGCGAGGAUAUAUGGAGGGUGCAGUGCGUUCGGGCCAGCGAGGAGGUGCGGAGGUGGUGGAAGCCUUAUCAAGAAGAUCAUAA